This is a messenger RNA of Elaeis guineensis (African oil palm), 1655 nucleotides long. Lineage: Eukaryota; Viridiplantae; Streptophyta; Magnoliopsida; Arecales; Arecaceae. The record is from RefSeq and is a predicted model, not a curated record.
GUCUUUUCCCUUCCGAGGCACCAUUCCGGAAACCCACCACUUCCCCACGCUACUCUGCGUCCAUCGGCAUACUACUCCCCAAACCCCCCCUCUCUCUUCCAUCUCUCGCUCUCAGAUCAACGAUGGAGAACCAGAGUCCCGACUGGUCCUCUCUUAGUCUCGAUCUCCUCAACCGCGUAUCCAAGAAGCUCGACCAUAGUUUUGACUACCUUCACUUCCGUUCUGUGUGCUCUAAUUGGCAUUCGGCCGCUCCACCCCUCAAAUUCCCACCCCUUCUCUUCCUACCAUUCGAUCCAACCACCGAGACCAUCCCCUUCUUCGACCCCUCCGACGGCGGCGUCCACUCCUUCCCCCUCCCGGCGGAAGCCCGAAACAAGACCUUCUGCGGGACUUCCCAUGGCUGGCUUAUCCUCCUCGACGAGCCCACCAACUGCAUCUCCCUCCUCAACCCCCUCACCUCCACGAGCGUCCCUCUCCCUCCCUUCACCCACCACCUCCCCAAGCCCUCUACCAAGCGCGUCAUUUUGAGGAUCGACCGCUGCCUUGCCAACCCCAGGUGCAUCCGCCCCGGCGUCCCCUGGCAGAACCGCCCCUUCAUCCAGGAAGCCGUCCUCUCCUCGCCUCCGGCCACCUCCGGGGAUCCCUGCAUCGUCAUGGCCAUCCUCCAAAACGGCGAGGAGUUGGCCUUCUGCCGGCCCGGCGACGGCGCGUGGACGCUCGUCGAAACCAACGGCGUCUACAACAUCGACAGCGUCGCCUACUGGAACGGGAGUUUCUACGCCGUCGACCGGAUCGGGCGCAUCGCGGUCUGCGAACUGAACGCCACUCCGGCGGGGGUCGCUCGAGUUUCGUUGGUGCCGGAGCCGCUGGUGCCCGACCAGUUCAAGCUUUUGGAAUCCAAGGGGGAGCUGCUGCUGGUGGGUAUCGACACGGAGGAUGACGACAAUCCGGAUUAUGAGAUGAAAACUUUCGUCUACAAGGCUGAUAUGGGGGAGGGUCGGCUGACAUGGACCAAGGUGGAUACCAUGGGAGAGAAAACGUUGUUCUUGUCGGAGGACUCCAAUUCGGGUUUUGUCGGACACGAGCUCCGUGGGUGCCGGCGCAAUUGCAUGUACAUCUCUAAAUCUAGUGAUCAUGAAGAGGCUGUUCACUUCAUCAGGUUGAGGAACAUCGGAGAUAGCAGCAGCUCGGAAUUGAUAUCGUGCCGUUGGUCCUCGAAUCCAUCUGGAGCUGUCUUCUGGUUGAAACCUGGUUUCUUCUAGCUCGGGAAAUGAAGAUUUGAUGCUAUCUUAUUAUUCAAUAUGUUUUUUGUUGUGUUUAUCAGAAGGACGAUGUUCAGAGGACGGUACGCUGCUAGUAAACUUGGCCAAAUCUACCACUUCUGGGAUUGUUCACACCAAGCUAGGGAACUGGUGGCAACAAUCACAGCCCUCUAAUGAGUCUUUUUUUAACUAUAGCAUUAUAGUUUAUCAGCUAUCAAAAAUUUUACCAUAAUAAUUAUCUGCUUUGGAUCUUGAACCUCUUCUAUUAUCAAGUUCUACCUCUCUAUUUGAUUCCUAUGUGUUAUCAGCUAUCAAACAAUUUUACUGUAAUAAUUAUCUGCUUUGACUCUUGAACCUCUUCUAUUAUCAAGUUCUAUAUCUCUAUUUGAGUCC